AUGGCGGAGGCGAACACGUUCACACACAUCCAGUCCCUGCAACAGGGUGAACGCGAAGCAGGUGACUUCUUCCAGGAGUGGGAGGCGACGCUCGGGCUGGCCGGCCUGGACGCAGAUGACCCGAUCCCGAUGCAGCUCGUCAGGAUCGCCACCAACGCCCGCUACAAGGAGCCUCUUCGCGCGCUGGGGCCCGGACACGCGCCCGCGACGUACCUUGAGUGGCGCGCGCGCGUCACCAGCAUGGACACGAUGUGGCGGCAGGACCGCGAGAUGGAGCGACGCGGGCGUCGCGCGCAGCAACCCUUCCGUGUGCGUCCGCAGUGGCAGCAGCAGGCCCCCGCGCGCAACGCGGCACCGACGCAACAGGUGGCCCUAGCGCCUGCGGUGCGCAGGGAUGCGACGGGCACGACGUUCGGAGGUGGCGGACAGCUGAUGGACAUUGAUCGCGCGCGCACGAACAACGUUUGCCGGGUGUGCGUGCGCCCACGCAUGUCCCCCGCGCCCAACUGCACCAACCGGUGGCACCCAGCCGUCUUCCACCGGGGUGGGCAACGCACGGUGGGCGGCCCGGCGCAGGCGUUGCGGCAGCAGGAGGCCGACCAAGGCGGGGUGGAGCAGGCCCAGGCACAGGACGCAGCCCUGGCCCCACCGGCCUAG
Epithele typhae is the source of this 657-nucleotide messenger RNA. RefSeq lists its product as uncharacterized. Lineage: Eukaryota; Fungi; Basidiomycota; Agaricomycetes; Polyporales; Epitheliaceae. The transcript has a single exon. The coding region runs from base 1 to 657 and encodes 218 amino acids. The record is from RefSeq and is a predicted model, not a curated record.